Messenger RNA from Colletotrichum navitas, 658 nucleotides. RefSeq lists its product as uncharacterized. The transcript has 2 exons. The record is from RefSeq and is a predicted model, not a curated record. Bases 298 to 474 code for a protein of 58 amino acids. NCBI's taxonomy places the organism in Eukaryota, Fungi, Ascomycota, Sordariomycetes, Glomerellales, Glomerellaceae.
CUUCCACUUCUGUUCAGGUUGACCUAUGGAGUAUUUGAGUUAACAUAUGAGCCUCGUUUUCUUUUGCAAUGCUAGCUCUUUCGAUAACCGCCUUACUUCUUUACUUAUUGCUGUUGGCCCACAGGGCACCAGCGCUUUAAAGCAGGUGGCGUCAAUGUGCACAACAACGAACGUGGGAAGAGCCUUAUGUAACGAACAUGCGUAUUCGACAUUUACCUAGCAGUUUACAAUGAUAAACUUUGGUAUACGAAUGCGUCCACCGCCUGUAGGUAAGUGGUGUACGAAUCAUAUCUGACCAUGAGGAAACAACGAACAAUCCACCACUCUUGGGUCCAAAUGUCCCCUUUUCUAUCUCUGUUUCGAUGCACGGAAUUCGGAACUGAUGGUGGAGUACCGCCAACCAAGUCAGUGGACGUCGUUCUUGCUCCGCUGUUAGUAUCUCAUCAUCUUAUUCACGCAACAGACCUAGUGUAGUAUCCUGCUACAAUUACGGAGUCAAUGAAGCGACAUUACGCUUCAGCUGCUGCAAGAACGCGCGCCACGUAUCAGUAUACCGGUGCCGGGACUCCAUUCGCCCCACUGGGCGACCUAACGUAAACUAGUGUCUGGAAUAGAACGUCUUUGUUUCCUCACGGGUUACCGCUUGACUCCAUCCAUC